Messenger RNA from Solanum verrucosum, 2102 nucleotides. Its product is annotated as rop guanine nucleotide exchange factor 12-like. Lineage: Eukaryota; Viridiplantae; Streptophyta; Magnoliopsida; Solanales; Solanaceae. The transcript is spliced from 7 exons. Gene Ontology annotation, molecular function: guanyl-nucleotide exchange factor activity. The record is from RefSeq and is a predicted model, not a curated record. Bases 355 to 1764 code for a protein of 469 amino acids.
GCAAACAAAUGUACAAACGCAAUUACACAAACACAUAAUUGCAUUUGUAUAAUUAGUCAAAGCAAGAGGCCAGUGACAUUACAUCCUGUUUCUAUCAUUCUUCAAAACAAACAUGCACACCACGUUCUUCCAACCAUUCACUUAAACUAAGAAUUAAACACCAAAACAUCCUCCCCACAAUUAUCCAUCACAAAACACUUUGCUUCUAUCCCUUUCUCUCUGUACCUGCAGAAACACAACCUUUUUCUUCACAAAUUUUCAUUCUUUUUCACCUCACAAACAAACCCCCAUUUCAUUAACUUUCUUGUCAUAAGUUCCAUUUUCUAAGACACAUUUUUAUAGAAUGUGUGAAACAUGAUUCUUGAAACGAACAAUAAUUCAAUGGCUGGAUGCAAGUCACGUUUGGCCAACGAUUCAACGGUCACUAGCCCUCGUUCAGAUAUGGAGUUGAUGAAGGAAAAGUUUUCAAAGUUGCUCCUUGGUGAGGAUAUGUCUGGUGGAGGAAAGGGUGUCUCGUCUGCGCUGGCUUUGUCAAAUGCAAUCACAAAUCUAGCAGCUUCUGUUUUCGGAGAGAGGAAAAGAUUAGAGCCAAUGCCAGCUGAGAGAAAAGCAAAAUGGAGAAAAGAAAUUGGUUGGCUUUUAUCUGUCACAGAUCACAUUGUUGAAUUUGUUCCUUGUAGACAAGUAUCAAAAACUGGAACAAACAUGGAGGUUAUGGUAACAAAGCAGCGAUCUGAUCUUCAAAUGAACAUUCCAGCUCUACGGAAGCUAGAUGCAAUGCUUAUUGAUUGCUUAGAUGGCCUUAACGAUCAAAGUGAGUUCUCGUAUGUAUCAAAAGAUGAUGAAUCACAGGAAGAAACAAACAGCAGGAAAGAUGACAAAUGGUGGAUACCUACUCCUAAGGUUCCUCCUAACGGCUUGUCUGAUCCAAUGAGGAAAUGGCUGCAAUUUCAGAAGGAUUCAGUAAUCCAAGUUCAUAAAGCGUCCAUGGCGAUAAAUGCUCAAGUCUUGUCAGAAAUGGAGAUCCCAGAAAGUUAUAUAGAAUCCCUACCUAAGAAUGGGAGAGCAAGCCUAGGAGAUUCGAUCUACAAAAGCAUCACCGAUGAAUACUUUGAUCCAGAUUACUUCUUCACAACUAUGGACAUGUCUUCAGAACAUAAAAUUUUAGACCUCAAGGACAGGAUUGAGGCUUCUGUAGUUAUCUGGAAAAGAAAGAUGAAUGCUAAAGAUGGGAAAUCAUCCUGGGGUUCAACUAUUAGCUUUGAGAAGAGAGAAAUGUUUGAAGAAAGAGCAGAAGUCAUCUUGUUAAUUCUUAAGCAGCGGUUCCCUGGAAUUCCUCAGUCAAAACUAGACAUUAGUAAAAUCCAAUACAACAAAGAUGUGGGGCAAGCUAUUUUAGAAAGCUAUUCAAGAAUAAUAGAAAGCAGGGCAUUCACAAUCAUGUCACGAAUUGAAGAUGUUCUCCAAGCAGAUGCUAUUGCCCAAAAUCCUUCCAAUGGAGAAGUAAAGAGACCAUUAUCAGAUAAAGAAGAAGUAGGAAAGCUUAACUCUGCUGAGAAUGGAACUUCAUUGACACUUUUAGACUUCAUCGGUUGGACACCUGAUCAAGAAGACAACAACACAAAGAAAUAUUUGAAGGAGGACCCAACUUAUAAAGAUAUUAACGCGAAGAUUAAAUGCAACCCUUCUAGCAUAGUCACCAACAAGAGGUUUUCUUACCUAGAGAACUUAGGUAUGUGUAGAAGUCCAACUGCACGUCACUAAUUGAUUGGCACUGCAGAAUUUUAGUUUACCUCACGAGGACUGCCAUCAGAAUUCACGGAAGUCUGAAAGCUCGUCCUCAAAUGUACAUAUUGAGAUGGAUCUCACCCAUUUAGGAUUCAACUAAGCCAUUCCUUUUGUAAGUAGGGAAAAUUUAGUAGACCUAUUUGGUCUGUGGCACUUCUUUUGAAGUGAUUUACUGUGUACAAGAUGUCACCUUGUUGAAAAAACAAAGUGAAUUUUUUAUUUUUUGCAAAUAGUACUAUAUAUGUUAGUUUGUAUGGCCUUUGGUCUUUAGAUUUAUUGGAAAGGAAGUAUGUAAGAGAGAUUUGGUGUCCAUA